Messenger RNA from Striga hermonthica, 1203 nucleotides. Lineage: Eukaryota; Viridiplantae; Streptophyta; Magnoliopsida; Lamiales; Orobanchaceae. The record is from the annotation of a GenBank genome assembly.
GGCCUUAAGUUUAUCUUCGAGGUCAUGGAUUGCCCCGAUAGAUAUCGCGUAAUCUGUGCUCAGCUUCAGCUCACCGGUGAUGCUCGGCUCUGGUGGAAUGCCUACUGGAGUAUGCGUCCCGGCGAGAAGGCGGGAUGUACGUGGGAUAUGCUCAAGGAGUUGAUCCGCGAGAAGUACUACCCGACCUACUACCGAGCAGAGAUGGAGCGUCAGUUUCUAUCGGUCCAGCAGGGUACUCGUACUGUUGACGAGUAUGAGAGGGAGUUCACUAGACUUGCAGCUUUUGUUCCUGACUUGGUUCGCACGGAGGCCCAGAGAGCACAGCGUUUCAUUGACGGACUUUACCCAGCAGUCCGUCAUAACAUCGUAGGCCAUGGGACAAAGACGUAUGCUCGUGCUGUUUCGAUUGCCCAGGAGGUGGACGCCAGCAUCAGGAGGGAGGCCGUCCGUGAUCAUCCUCAGCCAUCCGCCCUUGCUCAGUCAUCUUCAGUUCCACUGAUGCCAGCUUUACCAGCUGCCCAACCACCGAAGAACAACAAGAGGAAGGGGAAAGGUGCCCCGAUGGAUAAGAGGACCCGGCGGAGGCUACAUCAGAUCCCAAAGUGCCUGACAUACGGACGACUUAACCGAGGCGAGUGUCGCUUUGGUCAGGAUGUAUGCUAUUAUUGUCACGAUCCCGGGCAUUUUGCUAACAGAUGUCCGAAGAAGGCAAAGCAGCCCCAGCAGCCUCAGCAGCCUCAGCAGCCACCGCAGCAGCAACAGCAGGCCCGAGUCUAUGCAGUUGAUCAGACAGAGGCCGAGCAGCAGCCAGAUACUAUGUCAGGAAUGGUUGUGCUUAAUAAUAUUCCUGUGUUUGCUUUAUUCGAUACUGGAGCGACACAUUCUUUCAUUUCACGCCGAUGUCUUGAUGCCAUCGGAGUUCGCGCUACUACCGCUAUCGAUCCUCUCGAGGUGAGUUUAGCCUCAGGACGAAAGAUAGUGACUUCAGUUAAAGCUUCAGAUCUUAGCCUUUCCAUCGGUGGCCGAGUAUUGUCUACCGACGCGUUUGUUCUCGAGAUGAGGGAUUUCGACCUUAUUCUUGGAAUGGAUUGGCUAUCCUUUUAUCAUGCAGAUAUUAGAUGUCAUGAUCGGGAAAUUACUCUUUAUCUUCCGGGAGACGACUCGAUCACUUUCUUCGGAUCCAGGAAUCGUUCAUUGCCUCAU